Helianthus annuus (common sunflower) is the source of this 1538-nucleotide messenger RNA. RefSeq names its product SUPPRESSOR OF GAMMA RESPONSE 1. The record is from RefSeq and is a predicted model, not a curated record. Gene Ontology annotation, biological process: regulation of DNA-templated transcription. The transcript is spliced from 7 exons. The coding region runs from base 135 to 1271 and encodes 378 amino acids. Gene Ontology annotation, cellular component: nucleus. NCBI's taxonomy places the organism in Eukaryota, Viridiplantae, Streptophyta, Magnoliopsida, Asterales, Asteraceae. Gene Ontology annotation, molecular function: transcription cis-regulatory region binding; DNA-binding transcription factor activity.
UCCAAACACUUAGCUUCGGAUCUAGGUUCGACCAAGAUUAUACAACAUCGACGACUGUGGAUUCCCAGACAGUUACCGAACCUCAGGCUAGGUGGAGAAACAUGGAGAAGCUAUCGCUUGUUGAGUGAUCAUUCAUGGCGAAGAUUUGGCUUGUUGAUGGUAGAACGUUAGCAAAGAGAAUAAAGACAUCAGGUCUUUCUUCCGUAUCUGAAGUCAAGGACAUUGGAGCAAACUGGGAAUGUCCACAAUGCAGUUGCAGAAUAAAUAAACCUGAUGAGUGGCCUGGGCUUCCUAGUGGAGUGAAAUUUGAUCCAACUGAUGUUCAGCUGUUGGAUCAUUUAGCAGCUAAAUCUAGAGUUGGGAAUGGACGACCACAUGAAUAUAUCGACGUGUUCAUUCCUACAAUCGAUGUUGAGCAAGGAAUAUGUUACAAACAUCCUGAAAAUCUUCCUGGAGCAAGAAAGGAUGGAAAAUGUUUUCAUUUCUUUUAUCAGACCAAAAACGCAUACACUAAAGGCCAACGAAAGCUUAGGAAAGUCUGCAAUAGAUCUAGUGUAGAAAAGGAUGUCCGUUGGCACAAGACUGGCAAGACUAAGGCCAUAUUUAAAAAUGGAGUUCAAAUUGGAUUAAAAAAGAUAAUGGUUCUUUAUGGGAGUACUGUUGGGGGAUCAAAACCUUGUAAAACGAACUGGGUUAUGCAUCAAUAUCAUUUAGGAACCAAUGAAGAUGAGAAGGACGGUCAAUAUGUGGUUUCAAAGAUAUAUUAUCAAGCACAAAAGGAGACUCAUGAGAAUACUAAUGUUCGUGUUGUAGAUGAAGGUUCGGAUCCUAGAACUCCAAUGAUCAAUGCUUCUGAUCCACUACGGCCAGGAAAGACUCCACUAUAUGAAGAUGUCACAUGUGAAUAUGUUUUCCAGUCACCAGCACAGGAAUCGGAGUGCUAUGAACAGAAAUACCUUGUUUCUUUUCCUACUGCUGAACUCAAGGAUGAUCUAAGCUUACCGGUGUUUGAGGAUGACUCUAAAGCGACAAAUACGGAUGCAUUUCGUCACUCAUUCUCCAGAGAAGGCAAUACGGAUUCGCAUUACUCUCUGUCCGGUUCGAGUUUCUCUACCAACAAUGCUGCAGGUGCCGCUAGAGACGUAUGUCCUGGAACAACGGCGCUUGAGAAUCUGGACUUGGGUAGUCCACCUUAUGUCAUCAGCCUUGCGGAGCGGUAUUUUCCAUGUGAAGAUAACAUUUGUGGGUGGUUAGAUUGGCUACGAAGAUGAAGUUUUCAACUUUUGGCAUUGGGAUAUCCAUCACACCAGACAGACACACUCCUUAGCAGCUUCCAUAAGAAUUUUGGUUCAUGGAACACCAUCUUGCAGUUUCUGAGUUUGGACUCAUGUAUUUGGUAAUAUGAUCAGUGACAUGUUUUCCAAGUUAAUCUGUUUCUAUGUUGUGAUAGAAACUGUUGCCCAGAAUCUUCUUGACAAACAAUGAAUAUGACAACGAAUGAAAUAAACACAAACUAACCUUGAUUGAAAGAAUACAAA